Octopus bimaculoides (California two-spot octopus) is the source of this 3214-nucleotide messenger RNA. Its product is annotated as UDP-galactose translocator. NCBI's taxonomy places the organism in Eukaryota, Metazoa, Mollusca, Cephalopoda, Octopoda, Octopodidae. The record is from RefSeq and is a predicted model, not a curated record. Gene Ontology annotation, biological process: pyrimidine nucleotide-sugar transmembrane transport. Gene Ontology annotation, molecular function: pyrimidine nucleotide-sugar transmembrane transporter activity. Gene Ontology annotation, cellular component: Golgi membrane.
UAACAAAUCACUCCUCUGUUUCUUCUGUCUAUCUACCUCUUCCUUCUCUCUCACCCCGAGUGUAUGUACAUGGUAAAUAUGAACAGAGAAAAUAUACUAUACACACAUACACAUAGACACAUGCAUAUUUCACAAUUUUUUUUUCCUCGUUUCUUCUCUCUAUCUCUUCUUCUACCUCUCAGCCCAUUUCUGCGCGUUUUAUAUACAUCUAUCUAUCUAAUCUAUCUAUCUAUCCAUCUAUCUGUACACACACACACACCUAUCUAUCUGUCGUUCCUUCUAUACUUCGUCUUACCCUCUAUAUUGACAACAAUACACACACCAGUGCCUUCUUCCUUCUCUUACACUCUCUCUGCCUCACCCUUUCACUCCUUCAUCCUUCUAUCCAUUCAACCCACGAUUAUUCUUUCAAACAUUAUCUCUCGAGUGAAACGAAAUGUAGCCUCCUUGGAUUUCACCACAAACGACUAUUCGGCCCUCAAAAUACAUAAAUGCAUGGACAGUACUCGGUGAGGUAUCUGUAACAUCUUCAGCCUGUCUGUUUGUCAGCCAAUCUAUACCUCAUCCCUCAUUCUCUCUCUGUGUUUCUGUGGUCAGCUAAAUGGCUAACAAGGAACACCAGAACUCAGUAAUGCUCAAUGUUGAGCAGGAAACUCACAGACAGGAGCCCAGUGAAGCAGUGAGUGGCAACAACCCAACAGAAAGUAUUUGACAGGAAUUAUUUAACAGUUCUACAACAUAGAUUGUUCAACGUAGAAUCUCUUCAUGAAAGUUGCUAGUCUUGUGGCAAUGACUGUACUGAAUUCCACCGUCGUUCUGCUAAUGCGGUACCUAAGGAUGCGUCAAGGACCUCUCUUUAUAUCGACAACAGCUGUCGUCAUGUGCGAAGUCUUUAAACUCUUCAUAAGCAUGUUGUGUGUUGUGGCUGAGGAACGCAACUUAGUUCGCCUGCCCUAUAUAAUAUACGACAGCUUCUUUGGCAGUUACGUUGAUACUAUGAAAAUGAUGGUACCUUCAUUUUUAUACACACUUCAGAAUAAUUUAUUCUUUGUAGCCAUAUCAAACCUAGAUGUUGCAACUGUACAGGUUCUCUAUCAACUUAGGAUCUUCACUACAUGUUUAUUCGCUGUGAUGAUACUGGGGAAAGAAAUCAAUCGCAGCCAAGGCAUAGCGAUUGUGAUGUUAUUCGUCGGUGUCUGUGUCGUACAGUUAAACCUCGACACAGAACAAACACAUAAACAUGUUGAGCAACAGACUCAGAAUAAUUUCCUUGGAGUAGUUGCCAUUGUCAUCUCGGUGUUCCUUUCAGGGUUUGCAGGGGUCUACUUUGAAAAAGUCCUCAAAUCAACCUCCAAAUCAGUUUGGAUACGCAACAUACAGUUGGCCAGUUAUGGCAUCUUCCUUGGUUUCAUAGGAAUAGUCACAAAAGAUGGAGCUAAAAUACUUGAAAAUGGCUUUUUCUUUGGCUACGAUAACCUUGUGCUUCUGUCGCUUUUCAUUCAAGCUUUUGCUGGCCUCAGCAUUGCGGUUGUGUUCAAAUAUGCUGACAACGUGCUCAAGUCAUUUGCCUCCUCCACGUCCAUCAUCAUUUCUUGUAUUGCUGCUGUCAUAUUCUUCAAAACACACCUUACACCUGCAUUCUACUGUGGUACACUUUUUGUUAUAUGCUCCCUGUUUCUAUACAAUAGAUAACUCAACCUGUUGCCCCUAUUUCACACAAUAACCUGGUCUAUGCUGGAGCCUUCAGCCAAGUCACACUGCUUCAUAGCAAACAUUCAGGCCAGGUUGAAGGCCUGCAGAUAAUGUCAUCCUCUAAGUAAACCAUUCAUAUAUAUAUGUGUAUAUAUAUAUUUAUCUAUUUAAACAUUUAAUCCAUAAUCAUUAGUGUGACAAAAUGUAUGAUGUAUAAUUAAUUCUUUAAUUAAUGAAAAUUAGAUUAAUUUAAAGCAGUUGUUGUUUCCCUAAGUAAAUCUAGAUUUCCAUGCUACAACAUGAGAAUGCUACCGGCUAUUUGGGAAUUCUAAGGGUGAACGAGCUCUAUUUGUACUCUUAUACAUUCUUAACAGAACACACCUCAACUAUAUAUAUAUACUUUAGACUUGAUGCAUCAGCCAACCACUUGGUGAAUAACUUUGGAAAUCUGGUAGAUUAACUUAGAGAGAUUCUUACGUUCCUCAUUUAACAUUCUGUUUCAUGAAGUGCUUAUUGAGGUAGUCACCUAGGUCUCUUCAAGCCUUAUUUUCCAUCACUACACACAUUCAUAAUUGUGUGUGUGUGUGUGUGUGUGUAUAAUUUAAUUAUGUGCAACAGAAUUAGUAUUAGAUUAAAUUAGCAAUUUGUUUAUGGUACUUAAUGCAAAUACAUGACAAAAGUCCAAACUAACUGUGGUAUUCGUUCAGGUAUAAUAUCUCUUAUGGAUGUGCAAUGGUAAAUUAACACAAAACUAUAUCAGUAGCAGAUGAAAACCAUUCAUCAGCUAUGGUGGGAGUGCUAGAUGUGCAUUUCUGCCUUUACAUAUGUAUAUAUGUGUGUGUGUUUGUAUAUAUAUAUAUAUAUAUAUAUGUAUGUAUGUUUCUUAACAUGAAACCAAAGGUAGCCUUAAUGCACAAAUAAAGAAUGUUUAUCCACCAAUGUGGCGGUGAGCACUAUAUAUUUAUUUAUUAUAUGGAUUCAUAAGAAUCGAGGAAUAUCCACUCACACGACAGCUGUUUCAGGAGAAUUGUCUCCCUCUUUUAAAUAUAUAUAUGCAUGUGUGUAUAUAUAUACAACCACCACACACACAUAUAUAUAUAUAUAUAUACAUACAUACACACACACAUCUCAUAUAACUGAAUAUAUCCAUGACAACCAACACUCGUUUCAUUGCUCCAUUCUCCCACCAUCAUCAAUUCACCUACUUAAACUACACCAAACAUCUGCUAACAAUUUUGGACGUUUUCAAAAGGGUUUCAAAUCUUUUCGGUUCACAACUCAACAUUUACACAUUUCUCUUUUUAAACAACUCAUAUUUUGGUAAUAAUAAUAAUAAUGACAAUAUUUUUUUAUAACAAGAAAAACAAACUGAUCUAAUGUUUUUUGGGGGGUUUUUUUUUUUGCAAUGAAUUCUAUGCCACAAAAAUCUAAGAACAUUCUAGAUUGAUGAAGGCUUGUGGGAUCUAAUUUAUAUUUUUUUAUUUUCUAUUUUUGGUGAUAAAUAACUUAUAUUUCCAUAAAA